AUGAAUCAGGCUGGGUCUCCUACAAAGCCCUGCCACAACUGCAGGCGGCAGCGGCUAAGAUGCGACCGCUCGUACCCACACUGCAACAAGUGUAUAAACGCCGGAAAGGAAUGCCUCGGAUACGGAAAACUGUUUCGCUGGACCGGCGCAGUGGCUAGUCGGGGCAAGCUCGCAGGCCGCACGUCAAGUGCGCCCGUGCCUGCUGGCAGCACUGUGAUGACGGCGUCGUCGGUAUCAUUCGCGUCACCUGUUGACUCACCGAAACAGGCCGACUACACGCCAGACAUUUCUUCACCAGAAACUCAGAGUUCUCCAUCAACGCCGCCGCCUGAUGCCUCUCCCGAGCAGAUGCAGCUUGUCAGCUCACGGACAAUCUCACUCGAGUCUGAGCUAAAGACGCCCUACAUCCUCAUUGACCCUCUAUAUCAGGACCUCGGCGAGUCUCAUCGCUAUUACUUAUCAUACUUCACGAAUCGUGUGUGCAAGGACUUGGUCUCACAUGAUGUACCCUCAGAAAACCCAUUUCGCAGCCUACUACCUCUCACAAAAGCACAUCCUCUACUGCAAUACAUUAUUGUUGCAGCGUCUGCCGCUCACAUGUCUAACCUCAUGAAGGCGCCUUUGCCUACAAUGAAAGAGAAUCGCAUGAUUGCUUCCAGUCGACACGAUGCAUCCCAACAAGCCUUGCAACAUGCAUUGGUGGCAAAGCACAAAGCGCUACUUCUUAUGCGCGAUGCUGUUGAAAAUAUUGACGUGAUAGGUGGCGACGUUGCUCUGGCUGCGGCCCUUUUCUUUGUCAAUGUUGAGCUCAUAGAAUCUGGAAAGCAUGGCUGGAAAGCUCAUUUAGAAGGCGCCGGCAGAAUCAUGUCCCUUCUUGAGCCGUCAGCGUCGACGGAUAAUACCUUGAGAAAUUAUAUGCUAUCUGACUGCUUCAUCUACUUCAUAUUGGGCUCGGCUUUCAUGCCCAUGAAAUUCCAGACACAAAGUUUUGAAGCGUCGCGGAUCCCUGCGAUUCUCGACCGCGCUGCUGCCAAUAGCUACUUGUGCUGUCCACCAGCCAUCCUGCAAAUUCUCCACGGAGCUUCUCAACUUUCCAAUCUGCAAGACCAAGACGAGGCGGCAUUGCCUGCCGAGAUUGAAGCUGUCGGGCUAGCGUUGUUGCAGCAAGCUCGAAGCUUUGACAUUGUCGCUUGGGCAAACGAUGCCAGGAUAGUAUCGUACCUUCACGGCAUUCCAAUUGAAAGUCGCAUCCACGCCGGCUCUGCACACCGUCUCGCGGCUUGCCUUUACAUUCUGCAGGCUGUGCCAGCGGUAGGUGCCGCUCUUGGGCCCGAAUUUUCCCAAUCUCUCAGUCGAGAGCUAUACGAACAUCUCGCGAGUAUUCCGGACCACGACCCCAACUUCAAGGCGACAACGUGGCCAACAUUUAUUGUCGGCGCGGAGGAAACAGAUGACGAGCAACGCCAGUGGGUCAUGGACAGACUGCAGCGCCUUGUGGUCAACUGCCCAUGGGGCUUUCUCUACACAGCAAUGGAGACUUUGCCAGUCAUCUGGGGGUUAGACAAGGAAACGGAUUCUCGUAGCUGGCUCCAGGCGCUGAAGGAUCCAGACAUGAAUUUCCUGCUUGUGUGA
Molecule: messenger RNA, 1632 nt
Organism: Beauveria bassiana ARSEF 2860
Lineage: Eukaryota; Fungi; Ascomycota; Sordariomycetes; Hypocreales; Cordycipitaceae
Product: acriflavine sensitivity control protein acr-2
Exons: 3
Coding region: 1-1632 (543 amino acids)
Biological process (GO): positive regulation of transcription by RNA polymerase II
Cellular component (GO): nucleus
Molecular function (GO): zinc ion binding; DNA-binding transcription factor activity, RNA polymerase II-specific; transcription cis-regulatory region binding
Source: RefSeq, a predicted model, not a curated record